CUAUGGCUGUAUCUGGUAAAAAGUCAUCGCAAAAAGUCUCAUCUAUACUAUCUCAAGGUGGUGCUGAAGAUUUUGACAUAUUCUGUAAUCAAUGUGACAAAGAUGACAUCAUACUACCUGCCUUUGGUUACUGUGUUGAUUGUGAGGUACAUUUAUGUCAAACUUGCUAUAACACUCACAGGCGACCAAAACCACUACGCCAUCACCAACUUCUAGAUGAAGAUCACAUGCCACAAAACCAAAACCUCAGGAAGUCAAUAAAAUCUACUUCAGGCCCACAAGAUGGUGAUUUAUCAAAGCCUUGUACCAAACAUACCAAAGAAGUGAUCAAGUUCUACUGUCAUGACCAUAAUACACUUAUAUGUAGUGUAUGCGUGACCCUUGAACACCCAACAACAUCCUGCAAUGUGGACUACAUACCAGAUAUAUCAGGACAGAUUUUAGACAGUACCGAGUUCAAAGAAACUCUUAAAGAUAUUCACAAAUUAACAGAGGAAUGCUGCCAGAUUACAAAAGAUAUGAAACAAAGAGUUGUUAAAUCAACAACUUCUCUGAAAGAUGCUAUAGCAGAGAUAGAGAAAUUCAGGACAGAGAUAAACAAGAGAUUAGAUGAACUAGAAAAGGAGGUUAAAGAUACUGCAACAACAAUUCAACAUGACCACAGCAAAACGUUGAAAACAACAGAAACAACAUGUGAUAACAUCAACAGAUCACUCCAAGCAUCAGCUGAUACUCUAAAACAUCUAAACACCAACAAGAAAACUGACCAACUGUUUACUGAAUUGAAAACAGCUCAGCAACAGAUAUUACACAAUGAAAAUAUAGCAAAAAAACUACAAACAACCAAUGAUGUUGAUGAGUACACUUUCGAAUCCAAUCAUGCUAUCAAAAAACUUCUUCAGAAUGAGAAAUCAUUAGGAGCAUUGAGAAAAAAGGAAAUACAGCAACCAGCACAACCAAAGAAUAACGCUGCAGUACCCAUGAAAGUGACAAUCUCUAGAAACAUUAAUGAUAAAACAUCCUCAGAUACAAAGGAACUGAAACAGCCAGCUCAAUCAAAGAAUAAGGCUGCAUUACCAAUGAAAUUGUCUACCUCUAGAAACAUCAAUAUUAAAACAUCCUCAGAUACAAAGAAUUGCCAGAUUUUUGGUAUUACUGUCUCUCCUCAGAACCAAUUAUUUGUAGCAGAUUUCAAUAAUCAAUCAAUCAAAAUGAUUGACAUAAACAGUGAAGAAAUCAAACAACUACAGCUUGAAUCAUUCCCCUGGGAUAUCACCAUAGUGACAAGAGAUACACUUGCUGUUACAUUACUAUGCACUGAUAUAAUACAGUUCAUUUCCUUCUCCUCAAACUCUCUCUCAUUGAAAAACAAACUGAAAGUAGGUGGAUGCUGCUAUGGAAUAAGCCAUCAUCAGGGGAAACUUGCAGUUACAUUGAUAAUUCCUGCCAAACUCCAAAUCAUGGACUUGAAAGGUAAUAUGAAAAUUACAGUUGAGAAAGAUUCCAAUGGUGACCGUAUUUUCAGUAGACCUUAUUAUGUCACCACAAACAGUCAUUCAAUCUAUGUAUCUAAUACUGAUAAAAAAGAAGUUAUAUGGUUUAAUUGGCAGGGAGAGAUGAUAGGAAGGAAUGUAGAUAUUGAAAGGCCGAGGGGUAUUUCACUUUUAGAUGACGGGUCCUUCUUUGUGAGUGAUUACUCGGGUUAUUGUAUAUAUAGAGUUAGUGGUGAUUGUAAAGACAGGACAACUAUACUGAAAAACGUGGAGAAUCCUCAAGCUAUAUGUUGGUGUGCUGAGACCAGUACACUUUAUUUCAGUACAUACAAUAUUUUAUCUGACGAGAGGAACAAUGAUAUAAACGUGUAUAAAAUGGUGUAGAACCAAGAAAUGACAAUUGAUGCAUUCGAGGAUAGACAAGAUACUACCAUUAAGUACAUCAAAUCAAGCAACCUUAAUCAAUAUCACCAGUAACAUUCCAGAUCACCAGCAUUCAAGAUCACCCGUAUUCAAGAUCACCAGUAAUCAAGAUCACCAGUAUUCAAGAUAACUAUCAUUCAAGAUAACUAGUAUUCAAGAUCACCAGCAUUCAAGAUAACCAGCACUCACUUAAAACUUAGCAACAUUAUAAUGGUAUUCAAUAUCAUUUGUUUUUUUAACAAGUGAAGGAGAAUACACAUCAAACAUCAGGAUGGAUUGUAACUGGUUUAUUCUAGGAGCUACCGGUUUCGGUCUUUCAAG
Molecule: messenger RNA, 2237 nt
Organism: Ruditapes philippinarum (Manila clam)
Lineage: Eukaryota; Metazoa; Mollusca; Bivalvia; Venerida; Veneridae
Product: E3 ubiquitin-protein ligase TRIM71-like
Exons: 1
Coding region: 3-1877 (624 amino acids)
Molecular function (GO): zinc ion binding
Source: RefSeq, a predicted model, not a curated record